UUCUGUACGGCGCGUGUAACGGUUAUCUUCCUUCUCCACUAAGCUUCUCUCUCUCUCUCUCUCUAUGCAUUGAGACUCGAAGCAAUCUCUCUGGAACUGGAAUCUCCCCGACAGAAGCAGCAUCACAGUUCCUGACUCCAUUUACACAAUGCGUGUUUCUGUGCUCCAAGAAUCUCACCGUUUUCUCCCUUCUAUAAACACCAUCUCCAUGCCUACAUGACUCGCUUCUUCACCCUGCGCUGCUGAGGGAGAGAGAUAGAGAGACACCUACUACCUACUACCUUCAUAGCUCUAAGCUAUGGCGGAGCCUGAGACUAUGUUGAUAGUGGCCGACGAGAAGAGCCAUCGACGAUCACGAGCGAUGCAAUUUCCAACACUUGCAAUCAUCGAUGGCAUCUUUUCCAGGAAAAGCUUCUUCUACGAUAGGCUUCCUCCCCAACCCUUCAGACUCUCCGUUCUCAAAUUGGACGGCUCUUGCUUCGAUAUUCAAGUUUCUAAAACAUCAACUAUUGCUGAACUUAAGGACGCAGUGGAGGCGGUGUUUAGUCACGUGCCUCAGAAGGGGCCAGGAACAAUCUCAUGGCCGCAUGUAUGGGGGCAGUUUUGCUUAAGCUAUGAUGGACAGAAGCUAGUUAUAGAGAAGGAUUAUCUUAGAGAUUAUGGCAUCAAGGAUGGUGACCAGCUUCGUUUCAUCCGCCAUGUCUCAAACAGUUGGGGUAUUCAAAGAAAGCGGAUGAAGAAACGAGUUGUCCAUUUGAAACAACACAGGAGGUGCAGGUCAUCUCAAGUUAAUAGCUAUCAGCCCAAAGGAAAUUGUGAUGAUGAUGAAAUUGGUUGUGAUGAUGAUGAAGCCAUAGAAAAUGGGAACAUCGAGCAUUGCAUUAAAGAAGAAGAGCGUGUUGGAAAGAACAAGUUAACUGGCUUUCUGGGAGAUUUGUUUUCAUACACCCCGCUGACAGUUGUGAGAAAAAGUAGAACUAAAAGGAUUUACUCAUCCAUGAUUCCCAGAUGUUUACUGAGCAGUUUUAGAAAGAUUAGAAGGAUUGUAUGCUUUGGCAGGAGGCGGCAUUAUCCUUGGAGACAACAUUAAUAUUUGGGAGAAAUCUGUUUCUUACCUCUGAACACGUCCAGUAACGCUCAUAACAUAUAAAAGCUGAGAUCCUUGUAAAGAUUUUGAUUCCUAGCAAACGGAGUUUGUAUGAAAUUUGUAUUGCUGCAUGCAUUCAUUGAGAUCGCACUGAGAUUGUAGAUGUCAGAGAAUAAUAUAAAUAAUUAAAA
Molecule: messenger RNA, 1278 nt
Organism: Gastrolobium bilobum
Lineage: Eukaryota; Viridiplantae; Streptophyta; Magnoliopsida; Fabales; Fabaceae
Exons: 5
Coding region: 299-1090 (263 amino acids)
Biological process (GO): mRNA splicing, via spliceosome
Cellular component (GO): U12-type spliceosomal complex
Source: RefSeq, a predicted model, not a curated record